AUUUUUCUGAAAAAUCAAAUAAUUCAGAAGAUGUUAAUAUAGAUUUUUUAGAAGAAUUAAAUUAUAGUCAAGAGGAUAAUAAUAUCAAUUUUUCUGAAGAAUUUAUUAGUGAUAACUUAUAUUUAGAAUACUUUACAACAAUAUCUUCAGAGUCUUCAAAUAAUUUGACAAAUAGUCUUUUAAGAGAAAAUUCAGAUGAAUUAGAUAUAUUAGAUGAAUUAAAUGAAUCAGAUAAAUUAGAUGAAUUGAAUGAAUUGAGUAAAUCAGAUGAAUCAGAUGAAUUAGAUAAAUUAUUCAAUAAUAAAUUUUUUAAAAAAAUUGUUGACAAGGCCUUAAAUUUUGAAAAAUUACUACAAAAUACAAAUGAAUUUUCACCACAUUUUAAAAAUUUGACUGCAGUAUUAUUAUUUUAUUAA
This is a messenger RNA of Scutellospora calospora, 416 nucleotides long. Lineage: Eukaryota; Fungi; Glomeromycota; Glomeromycetes; Diversisporales; Gigasporaceae. The record is from the annotation of a GenBank genome assembly.